CUUGAGGAACCCAUCUGCACCACAGUCCUUGGAAAAACAACAAAAAAUACUCCCUACAAAUUUAACCAACAUCCAACAGCCCGUCGAGCUAACCAGAGCUACAGCAGUCUAGUGGGUAGACCUACUGCAUCGGAUUCCACCAAAGACCUGGAACCGUUCCUCAGGACCUCAAAGCGAGAGCGAAGAAAUCGAUUGGUGUACACAACUUAUAAAAAGAUAUUGGAUAUUGGAUACGAGGUCAUUUACAGAGUCCGGGCGUUUCCCAAAUGUUUUGCAAUUUACCCAAAUCAGCCACAUCUGUUUUUCAAAAGCUUUUACUUUCCAACAAAAGGGUGGACGUUUUAAUCAAGCAGUCAGUGAAUGAUUGAAAUAUCAGAUAUCAAAGGAAUGAAGAGAAUCACUGAACUCGGUUGUACAAAGAGUAAUCAGGAAAUUGAUCGCUACAUAAGUAACCAAUCUUUACGUUUAUCGAAAGCCCAGGAUUGGCUGUUAAAGAAAACUAUGCAUGAACCUAGAGCACCGAUGCUUGUCUCAAGCCUGGAAAUGCAACUUUUAUCCAAUAUAUGCUAUGCAAUAAAUGCCAAGAAAACACUUGACAUCGGAGUUUACACAGGCUAUAGUUCACUGACUAUAGCCGAGGUAUUACCUCCAGAUGGUCGUGUAUUGGCCUUAGACAUAACAGAUAUUUACCUAGAAAACUAUUGUAAACCAGCAUGGAGACAAGCUGGUGUAGAGUCGAAAAUUGACUUUCGGCUUGGUCCAGCUAUUGACACUUUGGAAAAUCUAGUUGCUAGUGGAGAAUGUGAAACAUUUGAUUUUGCAUUCAUUGAUGCUGAUAAAGAGAACUAUAGUAAUUAUUAUGAAUUAUGUGUCAAACUUAUCCGACCACGGGGUAUUAUCGCUAUCGACAAUGAACAACUUCACGGAUGAACAUUUCUUUAAAAAUGUUGUAUAUCUUCUAAUCAGUCGAAAACAAAUGUGUAAGGUAGUAUAACAGUAACGUAACUAAGGUAAAGCGGCAGAAACAUAUGAAUGAAUACUUUGUAAAAUGAAUCAGUUUACUGUAAACGAAUGUGAAAUCAGUGUUUUUACAUACAAUGAUCAGUUUGUAUAGUUUUGCCCUUGAUUUUAAGUCCAGUUAUUAUUGCGAUAACGUGCAGUAUGUUGGCUAGAAGUAUUGCGACAUUUUAUAAAAAGCUAGUCACUGCUUAUGAACAUUAAUUUCAAAUUUAUUUCAGGGACUUCCUUCCAAGAAAUUCGAAAUUAAAACGACCAAGUUAUUCUUAACGAAAUAAAUCAAGUGCACGCGUAAGAUCUAAAACGUAGGGUUUUUCUGAGUCAUGAAAAUGUACUAAUGAGCAAUAGUGACUGAUCUAUGAAAGACGUUGAAUAAUGAGGUAUUGUUGAGAUUAUCACCUUUAAAAGCACCUUAAAGGAAGUUCGUCAACAACGUAAACAGAAAAGCUGUGCCCAAGGUAAACCAGAGGAGAAUAUAGAGACACACGACUUUCUAUGAAGAAGUAAAAGACGUGAUAUCGAUUUUCAAGGCAAAAUAGAGCGUCUGGGGACAACUGAAAGAAGUUCGAUAUGAUCACGAACCAGGAAAGAUACUAAUAUCUUAAAAUGUCACAUGACGAACAAAAUACGAUUAAGGCCGAAACGAACAGUCAAAGCUGUGGACAAGAAAACAUUAUGGAAGAACAUGAAUCACGCUACUCAUUAUUAGAAAGUAGCACAAAGUGUGGCGUU
This is a messenger RNA of Heterobilharzia americana, 1749 nucleotides long. The record is from the annotation of a GenBank genome assembly. Lineage: Eukaryota; Metazoa; Platyhelminthes; Trematoda; Strigeidida; Schistosomatidae.